AUGAAGUCCUUCUCGAACGUCGCUCUCGCCCUGCUGGCUGCGACCAGUAUGGUCGCUGCCGAGAUUUCGGCUUCGGACUGCGCGCAAAUGUGCAUCAGCAACAUGAACGCCAAGGCCUCCGAGCUGGGCUGCACCUCUGGUGACACGGCCUGCCUGUGCAAGAGCCAGGACUACCAGUAUGGUAUUCGUGACUGCACUACUGAGGCCUGCCCCAGCGAUGAUGCUGCCACCGUUCUCGAGUUGGCCCUUGCCUCGUGCUCUAGCUCUUCUAGCUCUAGCUCCAGCACUUCCGGCUCGGGAUCCGAGACCACCACCGGUUCGGGCAGUGAGAGCACCGGCACUCAGUCUGGUGACAGCACCACCACGGGUACCUCUGGCUCUGGCUCCGGCUCCGGAUCGGCCACUACCACUGGCCCCGGCAGCGAGAGCACCGGUACUGGCAGCGAUGCUACUGGCACCAACUCCAAUGGCAGCGGCACUGCUACCGCCACUGGCUCCGAUGCUACCGGCACUGGCGCUACCGCCACUGGCUCCGAUGCCACUGGCACUGGCGCGACCGGCACUGGUGCUUCUACCACCCUGAUCACCACUGCUAGCGGCUCUGAGGCUUCUUCGACUGGUACCAACUCGGGCUCCGGCUCUGGCUCCAGCGAGACUGGCUCUGGCUCUGGCUCCAGCGAGACUGGCUCUGGCUCUGGCUCUGAGAGCACCGGCUCCGGCUCUUCUGGCUCAACCACCGCUGCCUCGUCUAGCAGCACCGGCGCGGCUCACCCCAUGGCGACUGUCGGUACUGGCGCGGUUGGCGCACUGGGUCUCGCUGCCCUGCUUGUGCUGUAA
Molecule: messenger RNA, 837 nt
Organism: Penicillium brasilianum
Lineage: Eukaryota; Fungi; Ascomycota; Eurotiomycetes; Eurotiales; Aspergillaceae
Source: the annotation of a GenBank genome assembly